Messenger RNA from Erythranthe guttata (spotted monkey flower), 3212 nucleotides. RefSeq lists its product as uncharacterized. Gene Ontology annotation, molecular function: ATP hydrolysis activity; ATP binding. Gene Ontology annotation, cellular component: mitochondrial outer membrane. The record is from RefSeq and is a predicted model, not a curated record. Lineage: Eukaryota; Viridiplantae; Streptophyta; Magnoliopsida; Lamiales; Phrymaceae.
UCUCAAGAAAUAAAUUGCUGGCUCCCCCGCUCGCUUAUAUAUAGCUAGCGCGCCCACCACUACCAACCCCACACACUUGCUCCUCUCAUAUUACAUUACCAGUCAUCCAUUUUUGCCUUCAAACGAAAAUAAUCGACCAUAAUAAUCUCAUCCCUGUUUAAACAAAUACAUAAAUAAAUCUAUCGAUUAAUCAACAAUAAUCACAUUUUUCCCCUGCAGAUCUCUGCCAGCGCUGGUGGUGGUGCGUCGGUAGGGGGCGGGGGCGGGGGCGUAUGCACGCAUAACAUAACAAUUCCGUAUUUGUUGUGUGCGUGUAUACGUGAUGAUGAUGUGAUGGAGCAAAAGCACGUGCUUUUGUCGGCAUUGAGCGUGGGUGUAGGGGUAGGCGUGGGUCUCGGUUUGGUUUCCGGCUCAACCGUCGGGAGAUGGACCGGAGGUGCAACCUACGCCACGGCGGAUGCCAUCUCCGGCGACCAAAUAGAGCUGGAGCUCCUCAGGCUCCUCGUCGAUGGAAAGGAGAGCAAAGUUACCUUUGAGGAUUUCCCUUAUUAUCUCAGUGAGAGGGCACGUGUAUUAUUAACAAGUGCAGCAUACGUUCAUCUAAAACACUUGGAUGUAUCAAAGCACACUCGAAAUCUUUCUCCCGCAAGUCGGGCUAUAUUGCUCUCGGGGCCUGCCGAACUAUACCAGCAAAUGCUUGCCAAGGCUCUCGCGCAUCAUUUCGAAGCAAAGCUGCUGCUUCUUGAUAUAAAUGACUUCUCACUGAAGAUGCAGAGCAAGUAUGGUAUCACCAAGAAAGACUCUUCCCUCAACAGGUCUAUCUCAGAAUCAACAAUCGAAAAAAUGUCCAGCCUUUUCGGUUCUUUUCUUCCUUAUAAAGAUGACUACAGAGACACAUUAUCCGGGCAAAGAAGCGGUCUCGAUGCUACAGUAAGGAAUACUGAAGGAAUCAAUAAUUCUCUAAGGCCUCGAAGAACUUCCUCUGUCUCUUCAGACACGAGCAGUAGCAUCAGUGCCAUGUCAUCAUCGUCAAAUCCAGCUCCCUCCAAACGCGUUUGCAGCUGGUCGUUUGAUGAGAAGGACUUCUUACAGUCACUCUAUAAGGUGUUGGUUUCAGUUUCUCGAACGAGCGGCAUCAUUCUCUACAUCCGUGAUGCUGAGAAACUUUUUCUCCAAUCAUCAAGACUAUAUAAACUGUUCGAUAAAAUGCUCAAGAGACUAACAGGCUCAGUUUUGGUCCUCGGUUCCCGUAUAUUGGACACUGAUGAGGAUUCUGUUGAAGUCAAUGAUAAACUAAGCCUAUUAUUUUCUUACAACAUCGAAAUUAGACCGCCAGAAGACGAAGCUCGUUUGACCAGCUGGAAAAGUCAACUCGAAGAGGAUAUUAGAAAGAUCCAAUUUCAGGACAAUAAGAAUCACAUUGCAGAGGUUCUUGCAGCGAACGAUCUCGAGUGCGAUGACUUGGGGUCCAUCUGUCAUGCUGACUCCUUGUUUCUCAGUAACUACAUAGACGAAAUUGUGGUUUCUGCUAUUUCGUAUCAUUUGAUGAAUAAUAAAGAUCCGGAAUAUCGCAACGGGAAGCUUGUUAUAUCAUCUAAGAGUUUGUCGCAUGGAUUGAGCGUAUUUCAAGAGGGUAGAAGUGGUGGCAAAUAUACCCUCAAGAUGGAGACAAAUGCGGAAUGUUUCAAGGAUGCUGAGGUGAAAGAAAACGCUGGAGCAAAAACUGAAUCGAAGCCUGAAAUCCCGAAAUCCGAGAAUAAGAGUGAGGCGGAAAAAUCAAACUCUUCAACUAAGACAGAUGGCGAGAAUGCAUUGGUCGUAAAGCCCGUGGAAGUUCCACCAGACAACGAAUUCGAAAAGCGUAUAAGACCAGAAGUCAUCCCCGCAAACGAAAUCGGAGUGACAUUUUCCGACAUAGGUGCAUUAGACGAGAUUAAAGAAUCACUACAAGAGCUUGUAAUGCUUCCUCUUCGAAGACCAGAUCUCUUCAAUGGUGGGCUUCUCAAGCCAUGCAGAGGCAUACUACUCUUCGGUCCACCUGGCACAGGUAAAACAAUGCUGGCCAAGGCCAUCGCCAACGAGGCAGGGGCUAGCUUCAUAAAUGUCUCCAUGUCAACAAUAACCUCUAAAUGGUUCGGAGAAGACGAAAAGAAUGUUCGAGCUCUUUUCACACUCGCGGCAAAAGUUUCUCCCACUAUAAUAUUUGUCGAUGAAGUUGAUAGUAUGCUUGGGCAGCGGACGAGAGUGGGUGAACAAGAAACAAUGAGGAAAAUUAAAAACGAGUUUGUGACACAUUGGGAUGGACUUUUAACUAAACCCGGAGAGAGGAUUCUUGUUCUUGCUGCUACUAAUCGACCUUUUGAUCUCGAUGAAGCAAUUAUUAGGCGUUUUGAACGAAGAAUCAUGGGUGAUCUGCCAUCAGUGGAGAACAGAGAAAUGAUUCUGAGAACGCUGAUGUCAAAAGAAAAAGUAGAGGACCUCGAUUUUAAAGAAAUUGCGGUAAUGACAGAAGGAUAUAGCGGAAGCGAUCUCAAGAAUCUGUGCAUAACAGCAGCUUACAGGCCUGUGAGAGAACUCAUACAGCAAGAGAGACAGAAGGAUAAGCAAAAGAAACUGAGUGACGAAGAAGAAUGUGAGAGCUCCAAAGACGCUGCUGCUUCUUCUGCUGAAGUCGAAGAAACUAAGGACGAAAAAGUAAUUUCCUUAAGGCCCUUAAACAUGGAAGACAUAAGACAGGCAAAGAAUCAGGUUGCUGCCAGUUUUGCUUCGGAGGGAUCGAUUAUGGGUGAGCUAAAGCAGUGGAACGAACUUUACGGAGAAGGAGGUUCUAGAAAGAAACAGCAGUUAUCUUACUUCCUUUAAAAGACAGUCAUCAAUGGUCAGUUGUUUUCGUCUUCGGAAAUAUGCGAAUGUCUGAGAAAACCGGAAAGCUGUUUUGGACCAGAAACAAAGAAGAACAUUAUAUUCAAAGGCUCCGCCGAAAGCAGCUUUGGGCCGUUUUCGAAAGGUUAAAACGGGACGUAAUUUUUAUUAUUACAUUGGUGUGAUUUUUGUAAAUGAUUUAUUGAAUUGAGGAGAUGGGAUGAUGUAUUAUAGGGCAUAGAUAGCUAUGUUAAAUAUGUUUAUAUAAGAAAAUUUGUUGUGUUGUGCCUGUAAUAUGAAUAUCCAAUGAAAAUUACUCUGUUUCUGUUCAAUGUAUGCUCCAUGAACCA